This is a messenger RNA of Lycium ferocissimum, 1360 nucleotides long. Its product is annotated as F-box/kelch-repeat protein At1g15670-like. Gene Ontology annotation, molecular function: protein binding. The record is from RefSeq and is a predicted model, not a curated record. NCBI's taxonomy places the organism in Eukaryota, Viridiplantae, Streptophyta, Magnoliopsida, Solanales, Solanaceae. The transcript has a single exon. Bases 49 to 1089 code for a protein of 346 amino acids. Gene Ontology annotation, biological process: negative regulation of cytokinin-activated signaling pathway; regulation of phenylpropanoid metabolic process.
AACAAAAAAAAAAAAACCCCAAACCUUCUAGAAAAAAAUCCAAAAAAAAUGAACCAAGACGGGUUUACUGAGUUACUUCCGGGUGUACCCGAAGAAAUUGCUCUUGAAUGCUUGACCCGAUUACACUAUUCAACGCACAAAGUUGCUUCUCGUGUUUGUCAAAAAUGGUGUCGUCUUUUACAAAGCAAAGCUUUUUAUUACCAUCGUAAAAAAACAGGUUAUACCCAUAAAGCCGCUUGUUUAGUACAAGCACUACCAGCUCCAUCAGAUUCCAAACCUGUCGGACAACCGAGAUACGCUAUCUCGGUGUUCGAUUCGGUAACCCGUAUUUGGGAUCGGGUCGACCCGAUCCCAAAAUACCCAGACGGGUUACCUAUGUUCUGUCAAAUUGGGACAACAGAGGGGAAGCUUAUUGUAAUGGGCGGUUGGAACCCAACAACAUGGGAUCCGAUUAAGGAUGUUUUUGUUUAUGAUUUUAUGACUCGCGCGUGGACUCAGUGCAAAGAUAUGCCCCAAGCGCGUUCGUUUUUCGCUAUGGGACCCAGUGGGGGGCGUGUGUUUAUAGCGGGCGGUCAUGACGAGUGUAAGAACGCGCUGAGUAGCGCGUGGGUUUUCGAUAUUGGGUUGAACGAGUGGACUGAGUUGCCUCGGAUGAGUGAGGAACGAGAUGAGUGUGAAGGUGUUGUAAUCGGGUCGGGUUUUUGGGUUGUAAGCGGGUAUGAUACUGAAAGUCAAGGGAGAUUUAAAAGUAGUGCUGAGGUGUAUGAAAUCAGUACAGGUGAGUGGACACGUGUUGAAAAUGCAUGGGGAUCAACUCAAUGUCCUAGAGCAUGUGUAGGUGUAGGGGGUAAAAAUGGAAAAUUAACAUGUUGGGCUGAAUCCGACCCGAAUGUUAAAGUCGGAGCAUGUGGUGUGGAUCUUGGUAAUUGGACCUUGGUUACCGGGUCAGCUUAUCAAGGUGCCCCACAUGGAUUUUUCUUAGUGGAAAAAGACAACAAAAAAGAAGGGCAGAAUAGUAAAUUGGUGAAAAUUGAUGUUCCUGAUGAGUUUUCAGGAUUUGUGCAAUCUGGUUGCUGUGUGGAGAUCUGAAAUUUUGGAUAAUAUUAUUGUAAGUAUUAAAUGUAAAAUAUGUUUUUUUUUUUUUUUUUUGGUUUGUUUCCACUCAGCCUUUAUAGUAGCGCUGAGCUUUUAAGCAUAGUAGUCUUUUUAUGUAAAACUAUGUUUGGAGUAUGGUAUUGUAUAGUAUAGUAUAGUAAAAUAGAGAAGCAAUGUUAGUAACUAUAGUACAAUUUUCUUUUGGUAUGUAAUUCUCCGCUUUAAAAAAUGUCAAUUUGAGUAAUGGUAAUUUUCUUAUUGAAAA